This is a messenger RNA of Hippopotamus amphibius kiboko, 3104 nucleotides long. It is a transcript of the gene USP1, whose product is annotated as ubiquitin specific peptidase 1. The coding region runs from base 697 to 3048 and encodes 783 amino acids. The transcript is spliced from 9 exons. NCBI's taxonomy places the organism in Eukaryota, Metazoa, Chordata, Mammalia, Artiodactyla, Hippopotamidae. Gene Ontology annotation, cellular component: nucleus; cytosol. Gene Ontology annotation, biological process: regulation of DNA repair; protein deubiquitination. Gene Ontology annotation, molecular function: cysteine-type deubiquitinase activity; cysteine-type endopeptidase activity. The record is from RefSeq and is a predicted model, not a curated record.
CGCGCGCCCUCAGCGAGGCCCCGCGCGAGCUGCCCGUGACGCUGCCUGCGCUGUUUGAAACUGCAGAACCCGUUACCAGCUUGGGGCAACUACCGUUCCAGCUGGUUCCGGAGCCCGUGCGCGCCAGGGGGACGAGUGGCGGGCGCGAGGUGGCUCUGGCCUUUCGCGUCUCUGCAGCGUGGAGACUAGAACCGGCACUUUCGUAGGACGCCACCUCCAAUCGCAGCGCUGGCGCGGGCGGAGGCUAAAACACGGGGGUCCUGAGACUGAGGAAAACGCGCCAAGUUCCCGUCGGUGGUGGAGUGAGGAAGACCCUAGCGGUUCGGGCGCCCGGCGAGCGGAGCCGCUUCUGGGGCUCCUUGCCGUCCCGGGGCGGGGGCGGGCGCGGGCUGGCGCCGCUCCGGCGAUGUAGUUGGUGCCGGCGCCGGGCAGGACCUAGCGGCAGCCCGGGUUCCCGCUCUUGAGAGCGAAUGGUCACUCCCCCGCGGGGAGGACGAUCCCGCCAGCUUUUCCGUGGGUCGACGGCCCCCGCGGGCUCGAGGCAGGGGCUCACCUGUCGCACCCGCACUCACCGCGAUUGGACUCGCCGGCGUCGCCGCCGCGGACCUCGCUCUGGGCCAUGACCAGAUAUGAUUGGUGAUUACAAGGUCCCUGUAUAAAUUAAUUCUUGUCAGCUCCUUGGGAUUUGAAGAGAAAAUGCCUGGUGUCAUACCUAGUGAAAGUAAUGGGCUUUCAAGAGGUAGUCCAUCGAAAAAAAACAGACUUUCCUUGAAGUUUUUUCAGAAAAAGGAAACCAAGAGAGCCUUGGAUUUCACAGAUUCUCAAGAAAAUGAAGAAAAAACUUCUGAAUAUAGAGGAUCUGAAAUUGAUCAAGUUGUUCCUGCAGCACAGUCCUCACCUAUAAACUGUGAGAAGAGAGAAAAUUUGUUACCGUUUGUGGGACUGAAUAAUCUCGGCAAUACUUGUUAUCUUAAUAGUAUCCUUCAGGUAUUAUAUUUUUGUCCUGGUUUUAAAUCUGGAGUGAAGCACUUAUUUAAUAUUAUUUCAAGGAAGAAAGAAGCCCUAAAAGAUGAAGCCAAUCAAAAAGAUAAGGGAAAUUGCAAAGAAGAUUCUUCAGCAAGUUAUGAACUAAUAUGCAGCUUACAGUCCUUGAUCAUUUCAGUUGAACAGCUUCAGGCUAGUUUUCUCUUAAAUCCAGAGAAAUAUACUGAUGAACUAGCUACUCAGCCACGGCGACUACUUAACACACUCAGGGAACUCAACCCUAUGUAUGAAGGAUAUCUACAGCAUGAUGCACAGGAAGUAUUACAGUGUAUUUUGGGAAACAUUCAAGAAACAUGCCAACUUCUUAAAAAAGAGGAAGUAAAAAACAUGGCAGAGAUAUCUACUAAGGUAGAAGAAAAACAUCAGAAAGAGGAAAUGAGUGGUAAUAACAGCACAGAGAUGGACAAUAUGAGGCAUUCUGAAGACUAUAAAGAAAAACUGCCAAAAGGAAAUGGGAAAAGAAAAAGUGACACUGAAUUUGGUAACACGAAGAAAAAAGUGAAAGUCUCCAAGGAACACCAGUCUUCGGAAGAAAACCAGAGACAAACCAGAUCAAAAAGAAAAGCUACAGGUGAUUCAUUAGAUAUUCCUCCUAAAAUAAUCCCCAAGUACAUUUCUGAAAAUGAGAGUGCAAGACCCUCACAAAAGAAAUCAAGAGUUAAAAUAAACUGGCUAAAGCCUGCAACUAAGCAACCCAGCAUUCUUUCUAAAUUCUGUAGUCUGGGUAAAAUAACAAACCAAGAAUCCAAAGGACAAUCUAAAGAAAAUGAAUGUGAUCUUGAAGAGGACUUGGGGAAGUAUGAAAAUGAUAAUACAACUAAUGGUUGUGGACUCGAACCUCCAGGGAAUAAUGUUAUGCCCGUUAAUAUUACUGAAGUUAAGCCCAUAAACAAAGGUGCAGAGCAAAUUGGUUUUGAGCUAGUGGAGAAAUUAUUUCAAGGUCAGCUGGUAUUAAGGACUCGUUGCUUAGAAUGUGAAAGUUUAACAGAAAGAAGAGAAGAUUUUCAAGAUAUCAGUGUACCAGUGCAAGAAGAUGAACUUUCCAAAGUAGAGGAGAGUUCUGAAAUUUCUCCAGAGCCAAAAACAGAAAUGAAGACCCUGAGAUGGGCAAUUUCACAGUUUGCUUCAGUGGAGAGGAUUGUAGGAGAAGAUAAAUAUUUCUGUGAAAAUUGCCAUCAUUAUACUGAAGCUGAACGAAGCCUUUUGUUUGACAAAAUGCCUGAAGUUAUAACUAUUCAUUUGAAGUGCUUUGCUGCUAGUGGCUUGGAGUUUGAUUGUUAUGGUGGUGGACUUUCCAAGAUCAACACUCCUUUACUGACACCUCUUAAGUUGUCACUAGAAGAAUGGAGCACAAAGCCAACCAAUGACAGCUAUGGAUUGUUUGCAGUUGUUAUGCAUAGUGGCAUUACAAUUAGUAGUGGGCAUUAUACUGCUUCUGUUAAAGUCACUGACCUUAACAGUUUAGAACUAGAUAAGGAAAAUUUCGUGAUCAACCAGAUGUGUGAAAUAGGUAAGCCAGAACCAUUGAAUGAGGAGGAAGCAAGGGGUGUGGUCGAAAAUUAUGACGAUGAAGAAGUGUCGAUUAGAGUCAGUGGAAACACCCAGCCAAGUAAAGUUUUGAACAAAAAAAAUGUAGAAGCUGUUGGACUUCUUGGAGGACAAAAGAGCAAAGCAGAUUAUGAGAUAUACAACAAAGCAUCUAAUCCUGAUAAAGUUGCCAGUACAGCAUUUGCUGAAAAUAGAAAUUCUGAGACUAACAAUACUAAUGGGACCCAUGAAUCUGAUAGAAACAAGGAAUCCAGUGACCAAAUAGGCAUUAACAUUAGUGGUUUUGAAAACAAAAUUUCAUAUGUAGUGCAAAGCUUAAAGGAGUACGAGGGGAAGUGGUUGCUUUUUGAUGAUUCUGAAGUGAAAGUUACUGAAGAGAAGGACUUUUUGAAUUCUCUUUCCCCUUCUACAUCUCCUACGUCUACUCCUUACUUGCUGUUUUAUAAGAAAUUGUAGAAUGAGUGUAUUUUCCCUGUGUAUAUAUUAAACAGACCUGGACAAACAUCGGUAAA